AAAAGCCGUAAAAGCAAAUAUUAUUGGGACAUUUUGUCUUCGCAUUAACUGUCGAGCAGUAGCUCUGUGUGGUGGCAUUUCAUAUCCCAAUUUUUGUACUGAUAACAUUGUUGACGAAGAGAGACUGAGUGGAGAGAAGUUGCCACAGAGCCCCUUAGAUAUAGCCCAUAGAGUGUGUGGAACAUUUGAUUAGUAAUCUUGUGCUUUUUGCUAAGAAAAGUUUGCCCUGUGGUGCUUAGAAUUUGUGUAAAGAAAAUGUCUUCUGUUAUUCCUCGUAUUAUCCUCGAUACGGAUAGUGGGUAUGAUGAUGCAUGGGCACUCUUUAUGCUCCUCAAGGCACAUUCAUUGAAUCUAAUUCAACUCGUGGCUAUUGUGUGUGGUUCCGGAAAUACUCAUGUUGAUUACUGCCUCGUCAACACGUGCCGAGUUCUCGAAGUUGCACAGCAAAAGGAUAUCCCAGUGUACAGGGGAGCUGCUGAUCCAAUUAUCUCAAUUGAGAAUCGUACUCAUGACAAUUUCAAUGGUCAAGAUGGAUUUGGGGAUGUAUUUGAACCAACAGACCUUCCCGAUAUGAGUCCUGUAAACUAUGAUGAGCACGGAGUCACUGCCAUGGCUCGAUUAAUCAAGGAGAAUCCCAAUGAAAUUACAAUUUUAACAAUUGGAGCUCUUACAAAUUUAGCUCUAGCCAUACGGAUGUAUCCGGAAAUUGUCCAGCUUAUUCAAAGCGUUACCACAAUGGGUGGUAAUUUUCUAGGCAUUGGCAAUGUCACCUCCAGUGCUGAGUUUAACGUUUAUUUCGAUCCCGAAGCUGCAGAUGUUGUCCUCCGGGGGCUAAAGUGUCCCAUUACAGUGAUUCCAUGGGAAACGUGCAUCCCUCCGCGGAAUACACUAACAUGGGGUUGGCGAUGUGAUGUUUUAGGCGCAAAAGAGCAUCCCAUUCUCACUCUUCUCAAUUUUGUGGAGAAUUCAAUUCGCAAAGAUCUCCCAUUGACCUCAAAAUGGGCUUGUGCUGAUUGCAUUGCAGCCACAUCCCUUCUUGCUCCGGCAUCAAUCAUUAAAUCCACCGAGGAAGCCUAUACGUCCGUUGAAUUGCACGGACAACUCACACGUGGACAAUAUAUCGUUGAUCGUCGUGCACAGGUGCAAAAUACAAAAAUUAUCACGGAAAUUGAUAUUCAAUCGUACAAGAGAACCUUCUAUUGGCUCAUUUAUGACGAUGUUAGAGUCCCACUGGAGGACUAUAUCAAACCAUAAAAUAAUAGUCCUUUUCUUUCAAUUAUGAAUUUUUUGAUAGUUUAGAAAAUAAAAAUAAAUAAAAUACCA
This is a messenger RNA of Lutzomyia longipalpis, 1323 nucleotides long. Its product is annotated as nucleoside hydrolase-like. The transcript has 2 exons. Lineage: Eukaryota; Metazoa; Arthropoda; Insecta; Diptera; Psychodidae. The record is from RefSeq and is a predicted model, not a curated record. Gene Ontology annotation, molecular function: hydrolase activity, hydrolyzing N-glycosyl compounds. Bases 256 to 1254 code for a protein of 332 amino acids.